Molecule: messenger RNA, 1248 nt
Organism: Penicillium longicatenatum
Lineage: Eukaryota; Fungi; Ascomycota; Eurotiomycetes; Eurotiales; Aspergillaceae
Exons: 1
Coding region: 1-1248 (415 amino acids)
Biological process (GO): positive regulation of proteasomal ubiquitin-dependent protein catabolic process; protein polyubiquitination; ubiquitin-dependent protein catabolic process
Cellular component (GO): cytoplasm; ubiquitin ligase complex
Molecular function (GO): ubiquitin conjugating enzyme binding; ubiquitin protein ligase activity
Source: RefSeq, a predicted model, not a curated record
AUGGAUUCAAGCAACUUUGAUGUUGCUAUGCAGCUGUACCUCGAUGAUAUUGCCAAAAUCGAAUCUACACAAAAGGGAAAAGGUCGUGCCGGGGAGCUGAGCGACAAUGAAUACGCCAUCCAAUGCAUGAAAAACAACCUUUUGUCAAUCAAGACUGCGAAAGAUGAUAGGAGUGUUGCCCUCAGCACGCUGAGAGCCGCCACCACUGAUGCAAAUGCUCUUGCUUUUAUCAGGAAAGAUGAAAUCAUUGCCCUGAGCGACCAUCAAUACGCCCUUGCCCUAGAACGCGGUGAGAACCCUGAUUCGGCUCUCCCGAAAACCAUGAAGCGUCAACAAAAUAUUGAUACAGUUUCGCGCGGCAUGGGAUACCUAACCAGUCGGAUGAAAGAAGAAGAUCUGGUCGAUAAUUAUGAUGGACUCUCGCCUGUUGGAAUUCAGAAGAAGAAAGUGACGUGCACCUGCUGCCUUGAGCAGCGAGAGGAUAUCGCUUUUUCUGGGAGAUGUGGUCAUCACUAUUGCCAUGACUGUACGCGAAGACUAAUAUUCUCAACUCGAAGCGAAGCCUUGUACCCACCCCGUUGUUGUGGACAGGUCUUACCACCCAUCGUUGUUAUUACGGUUCUGAGCUACGAGGAGCUUCGGGUGUUCAGCAACAAGGCAAUUGAAUACAACACGACGAGCCGAGUGUAUUGUGCGGACCCCAAAUGCUCUCAAUUUAUUCCUCAUUAUGCUAUCGAGAAGGGCAAUGCAACCUGCACAAGGUGUUCCAAGAUCACGCAUCAGCCAUGUCUCUCGUUGGCCCACCCAGGUGUUCGUUGUCCAGUCAACGGCACACGCCGCGAAAUCUUCGAGAUGGCGAGGACGGAGAAGUGGAGGAGAUGUUCUAAGUGCAAGAAUAUGGUUGAGCUGUCGCUUGGAUGCAAUCAUAUCACCUGCAUGUAUGCUUACUCCCCGCACUCCUCACCGCAGAAAGAGGUUUCAAAAACUAACAUAACACCAGUUGUGGAUAUCAGUUCUGCUACGUUUGUGGAUCAGUAUGGGAUACAUGUGACUGUGCCCUGUGGAAUGAGGAAAGACUUGUCGCUAGAGUGCGCGAAGAAGUGGAGAACGAGGUCGCCCCUGGUGCAAAUGAGAAUGUUCGACGGAGAGCUUUCAACGACAUCUACCACCAACUCCAAGGUCACGAAGCAAACCCCUGCGAGCAUCACAAAAGCUCUCAAUGGAUUUACUGCGAGAGAGGAAAGUUGA